CAACGCCAUCAGCGAAAAUGCCUCGUCAACGUGGAGGAGCCGCUCCCCGCCGCCCGACGGCCGCCCCAGCACGCAAACCCGCUCCCCCGGCGCCGGCACCCGCUCGUCACUCUUCGACUGCUGCUCAUCCGCCAGCUCAGCAGCAUGCGCCGCCGACGCAGGCGAGCCAGGGACCCGGUCUUUUUGGACAGAUGGCGAGCACUGCUGCCGGUGUCGCAGUAGGCUCCUCCAUCGGCCACGCCAUCGGCGGCUUCUUCGGCGGCGGCUCCUCCGCGCCCGCCGAGUCCUCGCCCCAGAACACCGACUUCGCGCAGCAGCACCAGGAGAGCCAGGGAACCUACCAGAGCGGCGCCUGCCAGACGGACGUCAACAACUUCCGCAAGUGCAUGGAUGAGAACCAGGGCAGCUUGACCAUCUGCGGGUGGUAUCUGGAUCAGCUGAAGGCGUGCCAGCAGGCUGCUUCGCAGUACUAGAGGGUGGCGGCAGGAGAUGGAGAUAGAGAUGGGGAUUCUGUGAAAGAUACGGGAUGAU
This is a messenger RNA of Trematosphaeria pertusa, 531 nucleotides long. RefSeq lists its product as uncharacterized. Gene Ontology annotation, cellular component: mitochondrion; nucleus. Bases 18 to 473 code for a protein of 151 amino acids. The transcript is spliced from 2 exons. NCBI's taxonomy places the organism in Eukaryota, Fungi, Ascomycota, Dothideomycetes, Pleosporales, Trematosphaeriaceae. The record is from RefSeq and is a predicted model, not a curated record. Gene Ontology annotation, biological process: mitochondrion organization.